Molecule: messenger RNA, 1446 nt
Organism: Ascoidea rubescens DSM 1968
Lineage: Eukaryota; Fungi; Ascomycota; Saccharomycetes; Ascoideales; Ascoideaceae
Gene: PDE2
Product: 3',5'-cyclic-nucleotide phosphodiesterase PDE2
Exons: 3
Coding region: 1-1446 (481 amino acids)
Biological process (GO): signal transduction
Molecular function (GO): 3',5'-cyclic-nucleotide phosphodiesterase activity
Source: RefSeq, a predicted model, not a curated record
AUGACAAACAAUUUAUCUCUAAUCUGCCAAACUAAUUCCUUCAAUUUUGUCUCUUUAAAUUCCUCAAUCUUAAAAAAGAGAUUCCAAAAUUAUCUAGAUUUGAUUGUCCACAAUAUCGAUUUUGAAGAAUCCCUAAAUAUAUCAAGCUCAAGAAAAUUCUUUAUAAAAGAAUUUUGUGUUGAUAGUUGGUAUUUUCCAUCCCAUGAUUUAUCCUACGAAGAAUUAAUCUAUGUAGCCUUUAUAAUCAUCCAAAAAUCUUGUAAUGAUGUCAAAACAGAAUAUAACUCCAAUUCCUGUUCCAAUUUAUCCUCAAAUUCUUUAAAUGAUUUAGUUCCUUCAAACAAUAAAAUUAUAUGCUUCUUAUUAGCCGUUAAAAAUUCUUACCAUGCUGGUAAUAAAUUUCACAAUUUUAGACAUGCAAUUGACGUUUUACAAGCUACCUAUUUCUUUCUAAUUAAACUAAAUCUCCUAUCAACAGAUUCCCUAAUUUAUGCCAAAUCCCAAAGUCAAAAUAGAAUAAUUAAAAACAAAAAAUUGAAUAUUUUAAAUUCUUUGAAAUCAAAAUCAAUUACUCAAAUCGUCAAUGAAGAAGUUCAAAAUACUUUAGAUAAAAGUGUUAUGAAACCAAUUGAAGUGUUAGGAUUACUAUUAGCUGCUCUUGGACAUGAUACUGGACAUCCUGGAUUGACCAAUUUAUUUUUAUGCAAACAUGAAUCACCAUUGUCCACUAUAUUUAAUGAAACAUCAGUUUUAGAAAACUAUCAUUAUAUUAUGUUUGAAAAACUAAUUACAAAUUUUUGGACAGAAAAACAUUUUAUUGAUCUUCCAAAGACAGUAUCAUGUUGCAUUAGUUUGAAAAAUCUAAUAACAGAAAGCAUACUAGCUACAGAUAUGGCAAAACAUUCGGAAUAUAUUACAAAAAUUAAACAUUUUAAAGAACUAGCCAAUGAAUAUAAUAAUAAUGCAAAUAAAAAUGAUAUAAAUAAAGAUGAAAUCAAAAAUAAAAUAAAGAACCAAAUCAAGGAAAAAUUAACCAGUAAAUUAUUAUGCUCAUUAAUAAUCAAAUGUGCAGAUAUUUCAAAUGUUACAAGACCUUUAAGAGUUUCAACUCAAUGGGGUAUAGCAUUGGGUAAAGAAUUUGGAGAAAUUGCCACAUUAGAAAGUUUAUUGACGAUAAACAAAAGAUUAUUGGAUUUAACGUUAAGAUUAGUAAGUUGUUUAAAAAACAAUCCGGAACUUUAUAAGGGACAAAUUUUUUUCAUUAAUACAUUUGCAUUAGAAUUAUUUAAAAGUAUUCUGGAAAUAUUUCCAAAUUUAAGAUUUGCUGUUGGAAUCAUUGAGAAAAAUGUUGCAUUUUGGGAAAAGAUUAAAUAUGAUAUUGAAAUUAAUGAUGGCAAAGAAUUAAAUGGGUUGGAUGAAAUAUUGCCUCUAGAAGCUAUAUAUUAA